AUGGCUGACUAUGAUAUUGAUGACCCAGAAAGAGAGAUUGAAUGUCCCUAUGAUAAAGCUCAUAUGGUGAGAAAAAAACGGAUGCAAUAUCAUCUUAUUAAGUGUCGGAGGAACCAUGUUACUAAAGAUUUUGUAACUUGUCCAUUUAAUGCUACCCAUGAAAUGCCAAGACCUGAAUUACGUCACCACAUGUUGACUUGUAGAGAUAGAGCUGUUGCUGAAAAAACUAUCAGGCAUGGUGAGUCACUCUAUUACAAUUACUAA
Messenger RNA from Lottia gigantea (owl limpet), 264 nucleotides. RefSeq lists its product as hypothetical. The coding region runs from base 1 to 264 and encodes 87 amino acids. Lineage: Eukaryota; Metazoa; Mollusca; Gastropoda; Lottiidae. The record is from RefSeq and is a predicted model, not a curated record. The transcript is spliced from 2 exons.